Microplitis mediator is the source of this 4182-nucleotide messenger RNA. RefSeq names its product sodium-coupled monocarboxylate transporter 1. Lineage: Eukaryota; Metazoa; Arthropoda; Insecta; Hymenoptera; Braconidae. Gene Ontology annotation, cellular component: membrane. Gene Ontology annotation, molecular function: symporter activity. The transcript is spliced from 6 exons. The record is from RefSeq and is a predicted model, not a curated record. Gene Ontology annotation, biological process: sodium ion transport; transmembrane transport. The coding region runs from base 437 to 2452 and encodes 671 amino acids.
AUCAGUUGUUGAUCAACUUCCAUUGAGUCGAUAUUUAAAGCGAGUGUCCAACUCUUAAACCAUUUGAAUAAUAAAAUAAAAAGUAGCAAUAAAUAACAAAAGUUAACCUACAUUUAUAAAUUUCACUAAAAUAAACAUAAAAUACUUUACUAAUCCACUUAUGAACUUGCAAUCUUGCCAUGUCGGAUUUAUAACUCAGCAUUAUUUUUAAGUAUCACGUGCACAGUGCGAGUAGAAAGUUUUAAUUUGUUUUUAAUAUCAAACCUUAUCAUAGUGUCGAUACAGCUCAAGCAUGCUAUAGUUACGUUCGUUAUCUAGUUUAGAAUCUCACGAUCCAUCGGCAGUGAUAAUAAAAAUUUUAACUUCAAACAUGGUAUCUUCAGCCGUAUAAAUUUACAGUGUAAAUACGAAGGAAAAGCGAUAAACAAAAAGCAAAAUGGUGAUGGAGGCGUCAGCGAUGGUAGUUGAUUAUUUGGUGUUUAUUGUGGUAAUUUUAAUAUCAUUUGUGGUACCACUGUGGGGUAAAUUUCGUGCUAAAAAAAAGGAAACUAAAGCAAGUUAUGUAUUUGCGACGGGUAGUGUUUCGAUGGGAGCAAUGAUGUUAUCGAUAGCACGUGGUACGCUCGGAGUAAGAUCAUUUCUGGGAUAUCCAUCGGAAUUAUAUUAUCAUGGUAGUGCCAUGUGGGAAACUCUAUACGGUAUGCUACUGGCAUAUCCGAUUGUAUGUUUUAUCUUUGUUCCUGUUUAUUAUAGUCUUGGUAUUACGUCUGUUUAUCAGUACUUAGACAUGAGAUUUCAUUCAAAAUUGGUUAGAUGUCUUGCUAGUUUUUCGUAUGUACUGAGAAGUCUUUUGACACUGGCUGUUGUUAUUUUCACUCCUUGCGUCGCGUUAAAUACUGUCAUUGGUUUACCUUACUGGGCCAGUAUCGUUGGAAUGACGACAAUUUCUGUUAUCCUCACGUCAUUAGGCGGCUUGCAAGCAGCUAUUCUGUCAGACGUUAUCCAAGGAGUGACAAUGAUCGGCGUGUCCAUUGUUAUAAUCGUGCAAGGUGUAAUCGACGUCGGAGGACCUGGUAUAGUUUUCAACGUGACUAGUUCACGUGGGCGCCUCGAUUUUUUGGACUUUAAUACCGAUCCGACUGUACGGGUUACGACAAUCUCAGCAACACUGGGUCAAUUAUUUAUGAGCUUGUCGAUUUUUGGCUGCCAACAAAAUUUCGUACAACGUUAUUGCAGUAUGAGUAGUAAAAGCAAAGUCAAUAAAACAAUGAUGGCGAAUAUGCCGAUCAUAACAAUCCUCUUUUCUCUAUCCUGGGUCGUGGGAAUGGUAAUAUUUGCCGCUUACGCAGACUGUGAUCCCUAUCAAUCGGGAUUCAUCUCUAAAUUCGACGAAAUAGUGCCGUUCUACGUCGAGGAUAAACUGACCUACCUUCCCGGAUUACUGGGUCUCAUAAUGGCAACAUUAUUCAACGGCGCCUUAACAAUAGCCGUAUCUAAUUUAAAUUCUCUUGCAACGGUAACGUUUGAAGAUUUUUUGAGCCAAAUACCAGCCCUGAGUAACCUCAAAGAUCGCCAGCAACUUCAAGUAAUAAAACUCGUUGGUGUAAUUUACGGAAUACUGAUAAUCGGCGCCAGUUUUCUCGUCGCCAUGUUAUCAGGAGUAAUAGAAUCCUCGAUGUUGAUGACAUCCGCGACCUCGGGCCCUCUGUUGGGUGUAUUUGUGCUGGCAAUGUUGAUCCCAUGUGCCAACUGGAAAGGCGCCGCGACCGGAAUAAUCUUCAGCCAUCUAAUGUCCCUAUGGCUGACAUUCGGGCAUCUUUCGGUGGUCGACGAAACAGAAACUCUUCCGCUGUCAAUUGACGGCUGCACAAACGACUCAUUCGCAUCUCAUCUACGCAGACCCUUGUCAACUUUCCCGCUAGAUGUCACUCCGAUCCCUUCCCUCAAUCUUGACUCAACAAAUUUAUUCUCCACGAGUCCCAGUCCACAAGCGGAAGCCUCUGGCCCUCUGGAUGCGAUUUACAGUAUUACAUACAUGUACUACGCACUAAUUGGUAGCAUGACUACGAUAAUUGUUGGUACCAUUGUCAGUUUACUUACUGCCGACGAAAAAAAAGACGCUUACGAGGAACAUCUGUUGCAUCCAAUCGCUCUUAAACUUUCAAAACUUAUGCCCGGUAAACCAAGACUAUUUGCCGAGUCACGCAGACUCGGUGAUCAUGACACCGACGCCAGCAAUCCGGCAUUCCACGGAUCGAUGACUUCCGUCGACGACGACACCGACGAAAUUAACAAAUUCAAAUUAAAUCUAAACAGCAGCGGCGUUGCCAGUGAUCCAGAAAUGAAUGGAAAACUCGAACAGAAUACAGUCGCUUACAUGCGGAAACUUGAUGCCCUCAAAGAAGUAUCUCUUGAAGUAACCAAUGAAGUUGGUAAGGGUACAAAGCUAUGAUAGGCAUUAACACGUUAUAAUUUCAUCAAAAAGUCCUUCAACUUCCUAAUUACGAUCUUCCGAAAGCUAUCCUGAUAUUACUGCAAAGUCAUUAUUGUUGAUGCUGCGCUGUCGUUGAGGUGAUUUAACCGACUGACGAUCUUAUUGAUCGAGUUAUUCGAAUUAUUAUUUCUUAACGAAAGUUGUAUAAAUAACGCAUUUUAUUAUCAUGUUUUUUUUUUAUAAGUUAAUUAACGGUAAGAUAACUUAGAUAGACAAUUAAUUGUUAACUUUUUUUAGACCCAAUUAUUUAGCUUUAGAUUAUUGCUAUUAUGGUCCCAGUAAGAGAAUGGACCUCGGAAAUUCCCCCACUACCGAACAUAUAUGAACUGCGCAUGCGUAUAGAAAAGUGGGAGAACAUUCAGCUCAUAAAACAUCGAGUGGGAGUAAAAACCGACGACACCCGAAGUCUAAUCUCUUGUUGGGAUGAAAAUAUCAAGACAAUACUCGUUGACUUUUGUUGAUGAUUGUUGGUCAUAUAUUUAAAUGAUAUAUUGUAUAGAAGAGUAUUAAUAAGGGUUAACUUUAACUGACGUUGUUAAUAGAUGCCAAAUAUAUAUUUAUGAAAGGAAUGAGUUAAUAAAUAUAUUUAUGCUGUAAACUUAGGUUAGCUAUACAAUGAAUGAGUGCGUAUGUAGGUUAUGAUGCGUGACGGAGUUUACUUUGUAAAAAUUGAUAUAUAAAUUUAAAUGAAUUUUUUUUAAAUUAAUUACGAUUGCAAUAAUUAUUGAGAGUGAUAUUUUAUAAAUAGAUUUAUAUGAAUAGUAUGUAUAUGUAUAUGCUCAUUAAUUAAUAAAUAUAACCGGACAAUACGUAAUGACGUUGCGAAUUAAUUUGUCGAUUCGUAUCGAAUUUAUACGUUAGUAAAUAUUAAUGCCUAAGUUUAGCGAGAAUUGAGUUUGUAAUGAGGGUAAAAUGGUAUAUUAUAUUUUUAGUAGACAUCCGGGGCAAAAUGAGACACUAUUUUUAAUGUAAAAAUUUUUUUUUCCAUAAAUUUGAUCAAUUUUCCCGCCUUUUUACAGAUUAAAAUUUUUUUUACCAUAAAAAUGGUGUCUUAUAUUACCCAAGUCUCUUCUAUGUGUGUAUGUAUAUAUAAAUAUGAGAUAAUAUGUAGACUUGAAUAUAUUUUUGUCCAUUGAAAUUAUAAAAUCAUUUAAAAAUGUAAAGAAAAUUAGGAAUAAAAAUAUAUGAAAUUAUAUAAUUAUUUUUUGCUUAUGGAAUUUAUAGUUUUAAAUUAUUUUGGGGUGGAGACGAGCCUCAUUUGAAUGCGAAACGUUGAAUUUGUUAGUACAUAAUGUAAUAUAUAUUACGGUACAAAGAGUUUUUGAGAGUAGGAAAAAGAUAGAGCUGAAGAAGAAAGUGUAGGAGAAAAUAGUAAUAAUUAAUGAGUGGAUGAGACACGUGACGUUAGUUUGUGUGGACUUUGUUUUGAAUUAUUAAGGUCUGAGUACAAAAUAUUACGCAUACUCUUGGAUACUAUAAUUUACAACCAAUUUAUUUAAGGUAUUGUAAUUAAAUCUUAAGUGAUUUAAUUUUAUAUAAAUAUAUCACCUGGACUAUGCAUAAAGAAUACUGUAAUUAAUUAACGUAAAUAUUUUUAUCAACGAUUUAGUCUGUAAUUAUUACUAUUGUUAAUGGAUGAAAGUAAAAUUGUUGAUUUAAGGAAUUGUGACAAUAAAAUUAUUUGAGAU